Molecule: messenger RNA, 3868 nt
Organism: Ipomoea nil (Japanese morning glory)
Lineage: Eukaryota; Viridiplantae; Streptophyta; Magnoliopsida; Solanales; Convolvulaceae
Product: kinesin-like protein KIN-14Q
Exons: 18
Coding region: 171-3668 (1165 amino acids)
Biological process (GO): microtubule-based movement
Molecular function (GO): ATP binding; microtubule binding; microtubule motor activity
Source: RefSeq, a predicted model, not a curated record
CUUUCCCAUCGUAACGGCGAAUUGCUUCUCUCUCAAACCAAUCUCAAUCUCUCUCAACCCAAAUUGAAAAGCAUUGAAUCCCCUUUCUUCUUUUAAUCUUUGUCGCUAUCACUACUCAUUGCAUUUCAAAGUGAACUCCAUAGAGAAGAAGCUCACCUCUUUUUUAAUCAAUGGAAGAUCUCUAUCGUCAUUCUUGGCAAGACCCUCUUCUUCUCACUGACGUUUCUUCUCAACAACAGCAACAAUUCAGCUCAUACACUUCGUGCCCUGCUCCCACAUUUCCUGAUUUACUAGAUUCCCCAAUGCAAGACGAGAUCCUAGAGGAUAUUUAUACUGACCCAGUUUUGGAAAGCAUAAUGGAAGGCCCUUAUCCCACAUCUCCUGAUGUAACAACUUCACAAGUGCUUGGUAUGGAGAUUUUGGAAUUUUCAUUAACAUCUCCUGAUUUGAUGAUCUGUGCUGAGUCACCGGAAAUUCCAAAACAAAGCUAUGGAGAAUCACCCGAAAUUUUCAAGGGUAGCUCAAUUGAAGUGUCUUUAGAGAAUGGGAUAAAGGGGUCUGAAAUUAAGGACUCUAAUGAUACCCCUGCGUCUGCCAAGUUCUCAACUUUCCUUUCUGUAUCAAAAGAUGAAUUUGAGCUUCCGCCACCACCAGUGAUGGAAGAGUUUUCACCAGCCCACUUGAGGUCUAUAGUUAGCAUUAAUGUUGGAUCAACAGAUUGUAUCAACUUCCAAGGGGACACACAGUUUUCAAACGACGAGUUUUUUACUGGAGGUGAUACUAUUAGGACUGACGCUAUAGUUGGAGAUGGAGCCAGUGGUCUAUACCAGUCUGCUCGGUUUGGGAAUUUGUUAUAUAACUUUGAGAUCAUGGAUGCUGGAUAUUACUUGGUUGAUCUGCACUUUGCAGAGAUUGUGUUAACCAAUGGUCCUCCAGGAAUGAGAGUAUUUGAUGUUUACAUACAGGAACAGAAGGUUAUCUCCUCCUUGGAUAUUUAUGCCCGUGUUGGUGCAAAUAAACCCCUUGUGAUAUCUGAUCUCGAGGCUCAUGUUAAUGGUGAAGAGGGAUUAUGUAUAAGAUUUGAGGGAAUAAUAGGACUCCCUAUUAUUAGUGGUAUUUCUGUAAGGAAGAAGUCUGGUUCGGAAGAGGUCGAAUUACAUGAAAUAUCAGGAUGUUUACAAUUGCCACAAAGCAAGUCUUGGAAGGCCAUUGAUCACGGCGAGGAAGAUGGAGAUCCUCAAAGGGUUAAGUUGGAGAAUAAUUGUCUAGAAAAGGAACUGGAGGACACAAAGAGGCAACUGGAGGAACUUAAAAGGCUUAAUGAACAAAAAAGUAGAGAAUGCCAAGAAGCAUGCAAGUCCUUAGAGGAUCUUCAAAAUGAGCUCAUGCGCAAGUCAAUGCAUGUUGGAUCAUUAGCUUUUGCAAUUGAGGGACAAGUAAAAGAAAAAACCAAAUGGUUUUCCUCAUUGAGAGACCUGACAAGAAAAAUGAAGAUUAUGAAGAUGGAUCAAAUUAAGCUCUCAGAAGAGGCUUUGUCAUUUAAGCAAUGCAUAGCCGAUAUGACCGAUAUGGGCUCUCUCAUCCAAUCAAAAAUAAAGCAACAUGGGGAACUGCAUGAAGAUCUUAAGAACAAAUUUAUUAAAGGUGCCAAGGAAAAAAAGGAGCUUUAUAACAAGGUUUUGGAGUUGAAAGGAAACAUUAGGGUUUUCUGUCGCUGUAGGCCUUUGAAUGUAGAAGAGAUUGCUAUGGGAGCUUCAAUGGCAAUUGAUUUUGAAGCAGCCAAGGAGGGGGAACUAACUGUAAAAUCAAAUGGGCUAUCUAAGAAAACAUUUAAAUUUGAUGCUGUUUUCAGUCCUCAAGCAGAACAAGUUGAAGUAUUUGAAGAUACAGCCCCAUUUGCAGCAUCUGUUUUGGAUGGAUACAAUGUUUGCAUAUUUGCAUAUGGUCAGACCGGUACUGGGAAGACUUUCACAAUGGAAGGCACAAAAGAAGCUCGUGGGGUCAAUUACCGAACUCUGGAGGAACUGUUUCGCAUUAUUGAAGAGCGAAACAAUGCAUUUCAGUAUGAAAUAUCUGUCAGUGUCAUGGAAGUGUAUAAUGAACAAAUACGAGAUUUGUUGGUUUCAGAAGCACAGACAGGGGUGACCACCACAAAAAGGCUUGAAAUAAAGCAAGCUGGUGAAGGAGUGCAUCAUGUUCCUGGACUAGUUGAGGCCCAGGUAAACAAUAUGAAUGAGGUAUGGGAAGUCUUGCAGACUGGGAGCAAUUCAAGGGCAGUAGGAUCUACAAACGCCAAUGAGCACAGCAGCAGAUCACAUUGCAUUCAUUGUGUGAUGGUAAAAGGGGAGAACUUGUUGAACGGGGAGUGUACAAGGAGCAAGCUGUGGUUGAUUGAUCUUGCAGGGAGUGAGAGAAUUGCAAAGACAGAGGUUCAGGGGGAACGGCUGAAAGAAACACAAAACAUAAACAGAUCACUCUCUGCACUUGGAGAUGUGAUAUCUGCACUUGCAAAUAAGAGUCCACACAUUCCUUUUAGAAACUCAAAACUGACUCACUUGCUCCAAGACUCCUUAGGAGGAGAUUCAAAGACGCUGAUGUUUGUACAGAUCAGUCCUAAUGAGAACGACGUUAGUGAGACUCUCUGCUCCUUAAAUUUUGCUAGCCGAGUGCGAGGGAUUGAGUUGGGUCCAGCAAAGAAGCAACUGGACAACACAGAGCUUUUGAAAUAUAAACAAAUGGUUGAAAAGAAUAAACAAGAAAUGAAAACAAAAGAUUUCCAAGUUAAGAAGAUGGAAGACACAGUUCAUGGUCUAGAGAUGAAGAUGAAAGAGAAAGAUCUUAAAGUUAAGAGCCUCCAGGAUAAGAUUAAGGAAAUGGAGUCACAACUUCUAGUAGAGAGGAAACUAGCAAGGCAACAUGUGGACUCUAGAAUUGCUGAACAUUUAAGACAACAGCAUGAAGAUCAAAAUUCUUCAAGGCCUCCAUUUGCAGCCAAAACUACUCUAGCUCCAAAGACCUAUGAUGAGAACAAACACCAAGCCAAUCUCCCUCGACCACUUUCUGAGAACAAUAAAUACAAACUGGAUCCCCUUGUUAAGCAGAAUGAGCUAGCAGAAAAAGAAGACAAGGAAAAUAACCCUGGGAUUGAAGAGCUACUAAUGCCAAAACGGGCUUGGAGAGCUUCUUUAUGCCCAACUGUACAUAAAUUACCAGCUACAUCAGUCCCAAGGCGCAACUCUUUAAUCCCAUUGCCAAGUGUUACCGGGGGGGCAGCCAAGUUGCCACCUCCAUUUUUACCAUUGGCACCAAUUCAAGCAAAUGAGGACGAGGAUGUUGACAAUGUUAAAGGCAAAUGCUUACCUGAACCAGUGUCAGGGGAUAGUCCUACGGAUCAACAAAUUGAAAGUAAGAAACUGCACAGUGCUUUAAGACGUAGCAUGCAAAAGAGAAUACAAAUGAAGUCCCCAAUGCAACAUAUCAGAAGAGGAGGAGGAUUGAAUUUGGGAACGGAGAAGGUUAGAAUUUCUAUAGGAAGUAGGAGGGUGGCUCAUAGAGUGAUACUCGGUAAUGCUAGAAGAGUAACAAAGGAAGGGCUACCGAAACAAAGCCAAAGAGAAAAGGAGAGAGGGUGGAAUAUUGGAACAGCCACAAGAGGAGCAGUUUUGUGAUCUUGUUCUUGUGUUAUGUUUAAUUCAUUUGGGUCUUUAGGGGGUGAUAGAUUCAUUCAUGAAUCUGUUCUGAGUAAGAUGAUGAUUGACGGAUGUACAUAGUUGUUUCUACUAAUAUUUUGCUACUGAUUUAAUCGUUGUGUCAGACUCAGACUAUGAAUUUAUCAGUGUGGAUAAACAUGUGAUUUUUACCUUUAAUU